AUGCCGAAGGCUGGGCCUCCUCCUCGGAAGAAGGAUCGGAAGAAGCAAGAGCCCCUAGGACCCACAUUUACCGCCGUUACUGGAAAUGCAAUUAUACAGGAAUUUGACACGUAUGAAGACUAUCUCGACAGUCAAAUUACUUUGACGGACAUGUUCUAUUUAGAAGACCUGGAGCUUGCCAGACAGCUCAUAGAAUUAGGAUAUAGAAGUAACGCAGAGGUAAUGACCAGAACUGAUUUUGCAGAUUUCAAAGCAGCUGCUGAGCAAGCUCGUCUCCAAGCUCUUCGUAGAACACCGAAGAAACUCUUCAGUGCAGGAAAGGAUCUCGAGGGCUAUCCGUUUCUUAAGGCACUGGCUGAACGAGAAGCAUCUAUGGCCUCUUCAAAAUUGGUUUUGGCCGUAUCCUCAUUCGAUUGUCCAUGUCAAAUUUGUCCCGGACAGAAGCUUAAGGUCACGAACUGUAGUGUCCACCUUCAGAUACUCCUGAAGGGUCAUGAGAUAUCAGGCUACAUAGACUUUGGGGAGCGGUUGAAAAGUGAAGAUUUGGAACCUGUCUUUGAUCGGAAGAAGAAGCUUCUCCCGAGUCCACAUGAUCUUUCCUAUUACAACUGGGACACGAAAAUUGCAAUACAAAAUUCUUCUCAAAAUUGGCAGGUGAUUGCAGACAAUGAUGUCGGUGUACUUCUUAAAAACAAGAAAGAUCGGAAGACUCUGAAUGUAGACCCUGCGGCUCCAGCAGGAGAUCUCUCGACACGUACUGUGAUAAACACCAAAGAAUACAAACAUGUGGUGAUCUUCGAUCAUAUCACCCGACGACAGUAUUGA
This is a messenger RNA of Marchantia polymorpha subsp. ruderalis, 825 nucleotides long. NCBI's taxonomy places the organism in Eukaryota, Viridiplantae, Streptophyta, Marchantiopsida, Marchantiales, Marchantiaceae. The record is from the annotation of a GenBank genome assembly.